Messenger RNA from Chaetomium fimeti, 1980 nucleotides. RefSeq names its product UEV domain-containing protein. The record is from RefSeq and is a predicted model, not a curated record. Gene Ontology annotation, molecular function: ubiquitin binding. The transcript has 4 exons. NCBI's taxonomy places the organism in Eukaryota, Fungi, Ascomycota, Sordariomycetes, Sordariales, Chaetomiaceae. Gene Ontology annotation, cellular component: ESCRT I complex. Gene Ontology annotation, biological process: protein modification process; protein transport; endosome to lysosome transport. Bases 1 to 1644 code for a protein of 547 amino acids.
AUGUGGCGCGGUGUGCAUGUGGGGUCACACGAGGAAGCGCGCCACAGUCGAUCCAGGGUCGACCGCAGCAAGACCGAAUAUCACGAUGUCAAUCGAACCUACAACGAUGUAGCCCAAGCGCUGUCACAGUAUCCAUCUCUGUCGCCGAGGACUGAUGUCCACACGUUCCCCGACGGCAACUCUGCCCUGCUUCUCCAUCUCUCGGGGACAAUACCGGUCCUGUUCCGCGGCGCAACUUACCGUUUCCCGAUAUCGAUAUGGGUACCGCACGCAUACCCGCGCGAGCCUCCCCUGGCCUACGUGACCCCGACCGAGACCAUGGUCGUCCGUCCUGGUCAGCACGUUGACCCACAGGGUCAGGUCUAUCACCCCUACCUUGUUGGCUGGUCGACGUUUUGGGAUAAAUCUACUAUCCUGGACUUUCUGGCUAUUCUACAAGACAUCUUCGCCAAGGAGCCCCCGGUUGUUGCCCGCCAACAAGGGCCACCUCCUGCCGCCCGACAAACACACACACCGCCUCCCGUACCUCCGCUGCCGCCCGACCUCGCCCCGAGACCUGCCAGCGGAGUACAAUCCGCGGCACCGGACGAUACAAGACCACCCCCACCUCCACCAAAGCCGGGGCCCCAGGUCGCAUCUCAACCGCAACCCUCUCCAAUUCCCGUUCAACAGAGCGGACCCCCAGUCCCCCCGCCUCCGCCAAAGGUGGGCGGCCAACCGAGUCACCAUGCACCCAACGGGCAACCGAUGUCGCGUCAGGAACCCCCGAGACCUGGACCCUCGCGUUACGAGACAGCCCCUCCGCUGCCGCCCCAAGGACCACAAGCUCCACUGGCGCAAAGGGGACCCUUAUCCCCCCCCGCCCAAAAUCCCCCUCCUCAACGCCCUCCGCAGUAUCAAGGGCCUCCGCCAGCCGGCUUCCCACCGGGUCCCCAGCAGGCCCCCGUCCCACCGUCCGACCCCCGGCACAUGGCAACCUUCAGCCACCCUCCGCAAUACAACACCCCUCCGCCAACCUGGCAACAACCCCCGCCGCCCGUUCAGCCCCAACCGAAACCCAAACCGCCCCCUCCUCCCGACCUCAUGGACGACGACCUGACGCUCGCCAUCCCCUCCCCCUCAGCCGUCCCCGCACCACCCAUCCCCCCCAACCCCGAAAAGGACCACCUCCUCCACCAGCUCGCCCAAACCCUCUACAUGCACCGGCAAAAAGCGCGCGCCCAAAACACCACCUCCCUGCAGGGCCUCCACGCACAGCGCGCCGCCAUGCAACAAGCCAUGGCAACACUCCAAGCCGAGUCGGCGCAGCUGACGCAGCUGACCGCACUGCUGACAUCCAACACGGCGAUCCUGCAGGACUCGCUGCGGCAGGCGGACGGGGUGAUCGAGGGGUCGGCGAACCACCCGGAGCCCGACAUCGACGAGCUGCUGGUGGCGCCGACCGUCGUGGGCAACCAGCUGUACGAGCUGGUGGCCGAGGAGCGCGCGCUCGCCGACGCCAUCUUCGUGCUGGGCCGCGCCGUCGAGCGCGGCCGCAUCGUGCCGCAGACGUUUGCCAAGAUGACGCGCGGGAUGGCGAGGGAGUGGUAUCUGAAGAAGGCUUUGGUCAAGAAGAUUGGGCGGGGGAUGGGCUUGGCUGAGUAGGGGGGAGUGGGCGGAAGUUGAAGUUGUGGAAGAAGGGUGCUGAGGGACAAGAGUGGGGAUGAUGUGAAUGUGUCAUGAGCAUGAGGUCCAAGGAUUAUGGUCGUCUGUAGAAGGGUUUAAAAAAUAUCAAGGCCGUCGAAAGCACAUGCCUGUCUGUUUCUCGAUGACAACAAAGUUGACGCAACGCCCGCUUCCUCGCGCGUCUACGUCAGGUUUGGCGAACGAGAUCCAGGAACACUAUUGCUUUCCAUUUAAGCUUGAGCUUCGACCUCCGCGUUGCUGAUGUAACCUAGACCAUAAGAAAAGACAUACAAACAAUACACCAAUCUCCACACU